GUUCAGCGUUUCCUGGGGAGGAGACUGGUCUGCUUUAGUUGCUGUGCCACAUCACACAACACAACACAUCGGUGAUAGCUGUGUAAACAGGGCCUGUGGCCAUGGCUAAAGACCCGUUGGCAGAGGCUGGCAUUUAUUUUGAUGAACUCAAUAAGCUCAGGGUACUGGAGCCUGAUGUGGGCCAGAAGACCUCAGAGCUGAAGGAGGAGUGUAAAGAAUUUGUGGACAAAAUUGGCCAGUUUCAGAAGAUAGUUGGAGGUCUGAUUGAACUGGUUGAUGAACUGGCAAAAGAAGCAGAGACAGAAAAGAUGAAGGCGAUAGGAGCCAGAAACCUGCUGAAGUCAGUAGCAAAACAAAGGGAGGCUCAACAGCAGCAGCUUCAGGCUCUCAUUGCAGAAAAAAAGAUGCAACUUGAGAGUGACAGAUGUUACCUACCCAUGCUGGACUAAAACACACAAAAGUAACACUCAAUAUUAUUAAUCAUAUUUUCCUGUACGAGAGGGAAGGUUCCUUUACCAACUUCCACGGAGUAAAAGUCAAUAACAAUGAUAUAUAUUUGAUUGUAUAAAACCUGCCUCUGAUCUGAUUCCAUAUGAUCAGAACCCUUCAUGCUACUUUUAAGUGCUCAGUAAAAUGUUGUCUUCCCAGGUUCUGACAAAGCAACUUUUAUCAGGCUCACACAUUUUACUGUAAAUGCUUUGAAGUUCCUCUCAGGGCUUGAAUUUAUAUGGUAUCUUUUAUUCAUUUUCACUUAACCAAUAUGUCUUUAGGUGCAUAUACAUAAACUGAAAAAUUUACUCUCAUCUACAACCCCAAAUCAGAAAAGGUUGACACGGUAUGUUACAUUUAAAAUUAAAACUGAGAACAGUGAUUUAUAAAUGAUCUUUGACCUGUAUUACAAUAAAAACAAUACAAAAGCACAUUACUUGAUGUUUGACCUCCAUGAAUUGUGUUUUUUCAAAAUAAACACUUGAUUCUUGCAACAUAUUUCAAAAAAAGUUGGGACAGUAAAGCAUCUAGCACUUUGUAAUGUUGCCUUUUCUUUUCACAACACUUUAAAGACGUUUAGGAACUCAAGACACCAAGUGAUGAAGCAUUUCAGGGGUCAUUUUGUCCCAUUCUUCCUGCAAACAAGUCUUAAGGUGUGCAACAGUACGGGCUCUCCAUUGUUGCAUUUUGUGUUUGAAAAUGCACCACAUAUUCUCUAUUGUGGCCAAGUCGGGACUGCACGCAGGCCAGUCCAGCACCCCCACCCUCUUCUUCCGCAGCCAUGCUGCUCCAAAAUCUCUAUGUACUUUUCAUCAUUAGUGGUGCCAUCACAGAAGUGUAAGUUACCUUUUAACAGGGGUACUGACACAAGCCCAUACAUGACAGACCCUGGCUUUUGGACUUGUUGCUGGUAACAGUCUGGAUGGUCCUUCUAUUCUUUAGUCCUGAGUACACAGCGUCCAUUUCUUCCAGAAAAGACCUGAAAUACUGACUCGUCUGACCACAAUACACGUUUCCACUGUGUUAUGGUCCAUCCCAGAUGCCUUCGAGCCCAGAGAAGUCGACGCCGCUUUCGAACACGGUUAACAUAAGGCGUCCUUUUGGCACAGUAAAGUUUUAACGGGCAUUUGUGGAUGUACUACGUAUUGUAGUGCUUGACAAAGGUUUGCCAAAGUAAUCCUGAGCCCAUGUGGUUAUAUUGCUUAUAGAUAAAUGACGGUUCUUGAUGCAGUGUUGUCUGAGGGAUCGGAGAGCACGGUUAGUCAGCUUAGGCUUGCACCCUUGAUCUUUAUGCACUGAAAUUUCUCCAGAUUCCUUGAAUAUUUUAAUGAUGUUAUGCACCGUAGAGGAUGAAAUAUCCAAAUCCCUUCAUAUCCUUCUUUGAGGAACACUGUUUUUAAACAUUUCUCACAUAUUUGUUGGCGAUCCUCGGCCCAUCUUUGCUCCUAAAGAGCUAGGCCAUUCCUGGAUGCUGCUUUUGUACCAAGUCAUGAUUACAAUCACCUAUUUCAAAUCACAUCAUUUUUUUAAUCAUUGUACCUCAUUUCUAGCCCUAAAUUGCCCCCGUCCCAACUUUCUUUGGAAUGUGUUGCAGGCCUGAAUGGCAGGAAUGGAUGUAUAUUAACAAAUAAAAUGAAGUUGACCAGACAAAACAUAAAAUAUCGUUUGUUCAUACUGUCUGCAAUGAAAUACAAGUCAAAUAAAAUGUAGAAAUCACUGCCGUUUUUUUUUGCAUUUUCCAUACCGUCCCAACUUUUUCUGAGUUGGGGUUGUAUAGAAUGUAAGCAUGCAUUUAACAUUUAUCAGCAGGAUAUAUUAUUUUAAAAAAACAGGGCAUCCAAUAUCAUAGAGCCACUCAGCAGUCAAUACAAUGGGCUGCUUUCCAGAACAGUUUGAGGUGUGUAAAAUUAGGUUGGAACAGUAAAUCGCUGAAAACGGAGUCACUUUCCUUCAUGUGAGUCAGUGAAAUAGCAGUCAGCCUCAUAUUGAUAUAGGUGUGUUUUCAACAGUAAGUUUAAGUGUAAAAUUUUAAAAUGGCUGAUUAUUUUCCUGAUAAGUCUUAUCAUGAUUUCUACUCUACACAGAAUUUGUAGUCACAUGA
Hippoglossus stenolepis (Pacific halibut) is the source of this 2590-nucleotide messenger RNA. RefSeq names its product intraflagellar transport 20 homolog (Chlamydomonas) (gene ift20). Gene Ontology annotation, cellular component: Golgi apparatus; centrosome; cilium. Bases 102 to 449 code for a protein of 115 amino acids. The record is from RefSeq and is a predicted model, not a curated record. Gene Ontology annotation, biological process: centrosome localization; intraciliary transport; protein localization to cilium. NCBI's taxonomy places the organism in Eukaryota, Metazoa, Chordata, Actinopteri, Pleuronectiformes, Pleuronectidae. The transcript has 5 exons.